AAAAAUUUGACGGAAAUGAACGCGCCAGAUCGUGGUGAACAAUUUUGUCUCCCCGAGGGGACAAAGAAAAUGACUAUAACACCAGAUCCCAAAGUUGAAAACGGAGCAACUUUCGAUAUUUUAAGGGAGGAUCACACAAUGGGUAAUUUGAUCCGAAGCAAACUUUUGGAAGAACCGCAAGUCACUUUCGCUGGAUAUAAAGUUCCUCAUCCUUUAGAAUACAAUGUUGUGUUAAAGGUCCAAACUACCGCUGAUACAAAACCUGAAAUGAUGGUUGCAAAGGCGCUAAACGACUUGAUUACCGAAGAAGAACUUGGUCGCGCAAGAGCAUUGGUGAUACCUAGAGAGCAGAAGCCGAUGGAAGAACAAGCACAAAUGGGUAUUGCAACUACGAGAGAGAAUAAUAUUCCUGUUGGAAGUACAGGGGGCGUAGGAGUAGACAUGGACUUUUAA
Molecule: messenger RNA, 453 nt
Organism: Acaulospora colombiana
Lineage: Eukaryota; Fungi; Glomeromycota; Glomeromycetes; Diversisporales; Acaulosporaceae
Source: the annotation of a GenBank genome assembly